Ricinus communis (castor bean) is the source of this 1872-nucleotide messenger RNA. RefSeq names its product acyl-coenzyme A oxidase 4, peroxisomal. Gene Ontology annotation, cellular component: peroxisome. Gene Ontology annotation, molecular function: flavin adenine dinucleotide binding; acyl-CoA dehydrogenase activity. Gene Ontology annotation, biological process: fatty acid beta-oxidation. The record is from RefSeq and is a predicted model, not a curated record. Bases 236 to 1639 code for a protein of 467 amino acids. NCBI's taxonomy places the organism in Eukaryota, Viridiplantae, Streptophyta, Magnoliopsida, Malpighiales, Euphorbiaceae. The transcript is spliced from 12 exons.
GUGCCAUUCUAUCUCAUCGAAUCAUAUCUCGUCCUUAUGAUCAUCAUCAUCGUCGUCGUUAGCACCAUCAUCAUCGAAAACCAAAACUACUGAUACCUCUCUCUCUUCCUCUCCCUCUCCCUCUCCCUCUCUCUAUAUCUUUCUAUCCUCCAUAAACUCCUUUCUGCUGCACAUCAAUUAUUCCCCCUUUCUAAAAUUCUAAUUAUUUAAUUGAGUUCCAAUCACUCGAUCAAUCAUGACAAUUUACGCUUCUUCUAAAAAUCAAGAUGAUCUUGAUCACAGUCAAAAGAGUUCUUAUUUUAAUUUACCACCAUUGAAUGUGUCUAUUGCAUUCCCUCAAGCAACUCCAGCAUCCAUAUUUCCUCCUUGUGCUUCCGAUUAUUUUCAAUUGGAUGAUCUAUUGACUCCUGAGGAGCAGGCUAUUAGGAUAAAAGUAAGACAAUGUAUGGAAAAGGAAAUCGCACCUAUAAUGACAGAGUAUUGGGAGAAGGCAAAGUUUCCGUUUCAUGUUAUUCCCAAGCUCGGUACCCUUCGCAUUGCUGGUGGCACAAUUAAGGUAACUUUUCUGAUCUUUUUUCAGUAUUUUUUGUUCUUGAGGUGGAACUUUGAGGAGUUAUAUGAUAGUUAUAAAUCCCAGGGUUAUGGGUGUCCGGGCCUCUCCCUAACUGGAAGUGCUGUUGCUACUGCAGAAGUCGCCAGAGUUGAUGCAAGCUGUUCUACGUUCAUUUUGGUGCAUUCAUCUCUGGCAAUGCUUACAAUAGCACUUUGUGGGUCAGAGGCACAGAAGCAGAAAUAUUUACCUUCUUUGGCUCAGUUAAGCACCGUAGCUUGUUGGGCUUUGACUGAACCUGAAUAUGGAAGUGAUGCAAGUGCUCUAAAAACUACAGCGAGAAAGGUGGAAGGGGGUUGGAUACUGGAUGGCCAAAAGCGCUGGAUAGGAAACAGUACCUUUGCAGAUGUUUUGGUUGUAUUUGCUCGUAAUACUUCAACAGAGCAGAUCAAUGGAUACAUAGUAAAGAAGGAUGCCCCAGGGUUAACAGCUACAAAAAUAGAAAAUAAAAUCGGCUUGCGGAUGGUACAGAAUGGAGAUAUUCUGCUAAAACAAGUUUUUAUCCCAGAUGAGGACAGGCUGCCUGGUGUUAAUUCCUUUCAAGAUACAAAUAAGGUUCUUGCAGUUUCACGUGUAAUGGUCGCCUGGCAACCUAUUGGCAUAUCAAUGGGAAUUUAUGACAUGUGUCACAGAUAUUUAAAAGAGAGGAAACAGUUUGGAGCCCCAUUGGCUGCUUUUCAAAUAAAUCAACAGAAACUUGUUCAAAUGCUUGGUAAUGUUCAAGCAAUGGUACUUGUUGGCUGGCGCCUUUGCAAAUUAUAUGAAACGGGUAAAAUGACUUCAGGUCAUGCCAGCAUGGCAAAGGCAUGGAUCACUUCCAAAGCAAGGGAAACUGCUGCCACUGGGCGGGAGUUACUUGGCGGCAAUGGAAUUUUGGCAGAUUUUCUAGUUGCCAAGGCAUUCUGUGAUUUGGAACCCAUAUACACAUAUGAAGGCACCUACGACAUCAACACCUUGGUAACCGGUAGGGAAGUCACUGGUAUAGCCAGUUUUAAGCCAGCUGCAUUGAGCAAUCGAAGCCGAUUAUAAAGUUGCAGUUUCAAGCUCUCUUCCUCGCGGUUCCUGCAUGGCAACUCUGCCUCGCACCAUAUAAAUGUGUUACACAGGUUUGAUAUAUGCCAACAACAGAAGGCAGCUUAAUAAUCUUUAGAAGGGUCAGUUGUUGAAUAACGUUCCGAUACAGAUUAUGGCACAUGAAAAUAAGAAGUUUGUAUUCAGUAAAGCUUUUACCUUUCAAAAAUAUUUAUUAUUUACGGCCCUAA